CGGUUUACCAUUCGAGCGCGUUCGAAGCGCUGAGAAAAUCGCGCACGAAUCGCAUCGACAAAGAGAAAAGAAAAAACUCAAUUAAAAGUACGCGGCUUUUUCUCAAAUUUUUAAUAUAAAUUAUUAAAAUGCGACGGCUUUUGGUGUUUUUCACGUUGUAUGCUCUAUGAUAUGCCUUAUCAAUAGCAGCAACCGCACAGAAAAAAGGGUGAUAAGAUAAAAAGCGCAUAAUUAAAAGUCUUGCUGCAAAAGUUAAAUAUAUUGUAAAAUCGAAAAUGAAUUAAAGAAGAAGCUGUGGUAAUAAUAAAAGCACUCGCAUAAAUAAUGCGAUCAAAAUCAGUGACAAAGUGCACCGCUUGACACAAACCCAAUCGAGUAUACCGAACCGAACAUCUGAGAGAGUGAGAGUAAGAGAUCCAGAGAGAAAAACGACACCAUUCCCCAGAGUGGAGGAGAGCUCGGAACAGAUCCCAUCUGAGAUGCCCCCCGUUGGCAGAUCGGUCCGGCCAACAUUACGGGGACUGAGCCUCGGCCUGAGCCUGUGCCUGCUGCUGGUGGUGCUGCUGCCGAGUAGAGGACCUGCCCGGGCCUGGUUCUACGAUGUCGAAGCUGUGGGUGGCGUGGCCACCAUGGGACCGAGCUCCGACGAGCACAGCUUCAAGACACCCGAGACCAAGAACUCUCACAAGUCGCAGAUCACGGAGCUGGUGCAGCACUUCCCGAGCAUUCCCAUCCAUGCCAUGCCCAAUCACCACCAUGUGGCCCAUCGCCAGCUGGUGUUUGUGGCCCUGCUGCCUUCUGUGGAGUCGGACAACAAGAAUGACUGCAUAAUGCCAAAGGUGCUGCCCGUCCUAGAGCUGGGCAUUCGGCACAUCCAGCGGAUGGGAUUCGUCGGUGAUACCCACUUCGACAUCAAACUGAUUUCAAGAGACACAUUCUGCUCCUCGAAGUACGGACCGAUUGGCUUCUUCGAGAUCUACACCCAGUGGCCGGAGGUGAAUGCGGUUUUUGGACUUCCCUGCGAGUACGUAUUGGCUCCGAUCUCACGCUAUGCGGAUGUCUGGCAGGUCCCUGUACUCACCACCGGCGGCAAUGCCAAGGAGUUCAAUAAAAAGUCAGAGAGCUACUCCACACUCACCCGCCUCAAGGGCGCGCAGGUUAAUAAUCUGGGAAAUGUGGUGCGAGCCAUUCUCAACAGCUUCAAUUGGACGCGCACUGCUCUGAUCUACCAGAACGAGAACUCCAAGGUCAAAGGUAACUCUGUGUGCUUCCUGUGCCUGGCCGCCAUACACGACACCAUCGAAAAGCACUCGGUGUAUCAGCUGGGAUUCGAUACAACCACCUGGACCAAGGCGGACAUCACGCGAAUGCUAAAGAAUGUGGCCAUGCAGACGAGAAUUGUCAUUAUGUGCGCCGAUCCGCAGUCGAUACGUCAAAUUAUGCUGACAGCCGAGGAGUUGAAUAUGAUCGAUAGCGGCGAAUAUGUUUUCAUCAAUAUUGAGUUAUUUUCGCGGGUUCCCUAUCUGACGUCGCAGCCGUGGUACGAUAAGAACGAUACGGAUUUGAAUAAUGAGCGCGCCCAGAAGGCCUACACCGCCAUGCUGACCGUCACCCCCAAGCAGCCCAACGACAAUGAGUACACGCGGGUCUCCAAUGAGAUCAAAGCCAUUGCAGCCGACAAAUAUAAUUACACGUUCAGCGACAACGAACCGAUUUCGGCAUUCGUCACGUCCUUCUUCGAUGGGGUCCUGCUCUAUGCGAACGCCCUGAACGACAGCAUCCGCGAGGAUCCCAGCAUGCUGACCCGCCCCAUCAAUGGCACGGACAUGGUGCGUCGCAUGUGGAACCGCAGCUUCACGGGCAUCACCGGCAACGUGACCAUCGAUGCCAAUGGGGAUCGACUGUCGGCGUACUCCCUGCUCGAUAUGAAUCCCAAUACGGGUCGCUUUGAGAUUGUGGCCCACUUUCUGCACAAUCGAUUGGAGUUCGAGUCCAAUAAGGAAAUCCACUGGGCAGGGGAUCGCGAGGAGGCGCCAUCGGAUCGUCCCAGCUGUGGCUACGAUGGAGCUCUGUGUCCCGACAAUUCUCUUCCUGGCUAUGCCAUACUCUCGAUAGUUCUGGGCAGCAUGGUGAUCAUCAUGGCCGUGUGCUUUUUCUUUGGCUAUCGUCACUACAUCGCUGAGGCGGAGAUCAAUUCGAUGAGCUGGAAAGUCUCCUUGGAGGAUGUCAUGUUCCGGGAUGCCGCCGAGCGUGGCCUGCGCGGAUCCUUCCACUCGCUGGUGAAGCAGAGCUCGCAACUGACGCUGAUGUCCGAGGAUAUGGUGUCCAUAAACGGGGAUCGACAGAUCUUCAUACCCGUGGGCAUGUUCCGCAAGAGCAAGGUGGCCAUCAAGCCCAUCGAGGUGGACAAUGUGCAGGCGCUGCUCACGCGCAACCUCAUGCUCCAGCUGAAGCGAAUGAAGGACCUGCAGCACGAUCAUUUGGUGAAGUUUUACGGAGCGUGCCUGGACCAGAGGCGCAGCUUUCUGCUCACCGAGUACUGUCCAAAGGGUUCGCUGCAGGACAUACUGGAGAACGAGCAAUUCCAGCUGGACUGGAUGUUCAAGCUGUCCCUCAUGCACGACAUCGUCCGGGGCAUGCAGUUCCUGCACAGCUCCGACAUUCGCUCGCACGGCAAUCUCAAGUCCUCCAACUGCGUGGUGGACUCUCGCUUUGUCCUGAAGAUCACAGACUUUGGCCUCCACACGCUGCGACGUUCGCGCUACGACCUGGAGAGCGAUGGAGGCAAUUGCAACAGCCACGCCUACUGGAGCAACCUCCUUUGGACAGCGCCAGAGCUCUUGAGGCUCGAACACCACCGUGCCCCCGAGGGCACCCAGAAGGGCGAUGUCUAUGCCUUUGGCGUCAUUGUGCACGAGAUAACCACACGACAGGGCCCCUUCUUUCUCGGCAAGUGUGCGUAUGAGAAAUCGCCACAAGAGAUCAUCGAGCUGGUGAAGAACUAUCAUCCGUCCCGCAUGCAGAAGCCAUUCCGACCCGAUCUCGAACCCUUUGGCGACACCAAGGCCGACAUCAAUGGCAUCAUUCGACGCUGCUGGGCCGAGGAUCCCGCCGAGAGGCCAGACUUUAACACACUCAAGUCCAUGAUACGCAAGUUCAACAAGGAUAAUGAAACUGGCAACAUUGUGGACAAUCUGCUGAAGCGCAUGGAGCUGUAUGCCAAUAACCUGGAGGAGCUCGUGGAGGAGCGCACCCAGGACUACCACGAGGAGAAGAAGAAAUGCGAGAAGCUGCUGUACCAGCUGCUGCCGCAGAGUGUGGCCGCUCAGCUGAUCAGCGGGCAGCCCGUGGUGGCCGAGACCUUCGACCAGGUGACAAUCUACUUCAGUGACAUUGUGGGCUUUACGGCCAUCUCGGCGGAGAGCACACCCAUGCAGGUGGUGCAGUUCCUCAAUGAUCUGUACACCUGCUUCGACUCGAUUGUGGAGAACUUCGAUGUGUACAAGGUGGAGACGAUCGGGGAUGCGUACAUGGUGGUCUCCGGCCUGCCCAUUCGCAAUGGGAAUCAGCAUGCGAGGGAGAUAGCCCGCCUGGCGCUGGCCCUCCUGGAGGCAGUGCACAACUUCAGGAUCCACCAUCGGCCGGAGGAUCGGCUCAAGCUGAGGAUCGGCCUGCAUACGGGCGCCUGCGUAGCCGGCGUGGUGGGCCUGAAGAUGCCCCGCUACUGCCUCUUCGGGGACACCGUGAACACGGCCUCUCGCAUGGAGUCCAAUGGGGAGGCCCUGAAGAUCCACAUCAGCGAGACCACAAAGGUGGCCCUGGACGAGUUCGGCACCUUUGUGACGACCCGCCGCGGCUUUGUGCCCAUGAAGGGCAAGGGCGAAAUGCUCACCUACUGGCUGGAGGGAGAGGUGCCCAAGCCGAACGACCACCUCUCGCCCAGCAAGCUAAUGCUCUCCCGUCGAUCCUCCCUCAAGCAGCCGCAUCGCCAGAUCCAUUCACUCCACAAACAAUACUCAGAGCUGGCUGUGGCGGCGCCACCACAGCUGCCAGCGGCUGCCGCCGUGCCGAUUAUUGCGCUGCCGCCGCCCAAGGAGUGCUCGCCCAACCUCCGGGUGAAGCGCAAGAUCAGCUCCAGCUCGCCCAAGCUCAACGGCAGCAGCCUCGACUACCAAAAGACUGAGAACAACUACUAUCUGGAUGCGGAGGCCGCCCAGAAACCGUGCGACAUCUACAGCAGCCGCUCGCUGCGCGACAUGGAGGAGGCCAGCGACAGCUGGGAGCUGGCCCACUUCCGGCUGCCCCUGAGUGGAGCCCUCAAGAACCACAACAACAAUCACGGCCAUGUCCAAUCGAACUCGAACUCGAACUCCAAUCUGAGCGGCAUCCUGCAGCCGCCGCCAGCGUCCGGCCGCAGCCGGCUGAAGCCCUCGCCCACGAUCUCAACGCUGCUGACGAGCAGUCGCAGCGAAGCCAAUGCCAAUGCCAAUGCCAAUGCCAAUGCCUCUGGCUUGGACACGGGCAGCCUGGGCAGCUCACAGAGGAUCAAGUUUGCCGACAGCGGCGAGACCUCACUGCUAAUCGAGAAGCAGAAGCAGUUGCAGCCGUCGGCAAUUGCCAAACCCCUGGUGAUGGGCAGCAGUCCCCAGCGGAGUGCGAGCAGCUGCAGCAGCCAGAACAUUCCAACAGCCAACCUGGGAGCAGACACCACUGCUGUGGUGGGCAGCCACCACUAUGGCUACCUGGUGAAGAACUACAAGCAGCUGCUGUGCAAGCCGGUGACGGGUGCCUCGAAUAGCCACGGCCAUGGCCUGGCUGAUCCACAGGUGGCGGGUCGCGGAUCAGUGGGGGCCGGCAGUGCCGUGACACAGCCCCUGCUGGCCAAGAUCAACUCUUAGUUGUAAGCGGGGGUAGAGUGAACAGCCAUCCCCCCCAAAGCCCUAGGGCUCUACUCUACUCUCCUCGUAAUUAUAUGCAUAUUAUGUACAUGUACUUGUUUGUGAUAAUAAGUUAAACCCAAGUUGAACAACCAUCGACCUGGAUGGAGAUUAGUGAGAUGAAAAUCAAAUUCGAAAUUUGUAUGAGACUCUGCAGUGGAAGUGUUUGGCGUAGCUUUUAGUCCCCUUCUCCUUUCCUUUCCUUACUCGUAAGUAGCGAAUUUUAUCCAUAAAUCGUUGUAAAUAGGAUAGGCCCUCCCAUCCCGGAACCGAUCUGAUCUGUUCCUUGUGCUUUGAAUAUUCAUUUCUCCAACUCAACUCAGAAGACAAGUAAUUUAAACUGAAUGUAAUCUAGAAUCUAGCAACUAGAAACUAGCUGUUAAGUGUAGACAAAAUUAUGACAUUUUUUUCGUGUAUGUGUAAAGUAUUAAAGGAACAUGAAUAUUUAUUUGAGAAAUUUACGAAUAAAGAGGUUAUACCUUAUAAAUAGAA
This is a messenger RNA of Drosophila guanche, 5429 nucleotides long. Its product is annotated as atrial natriuretic peptide receptor 1. Gene Ontology annotation, cellular component: membrane. Gene Ontology annotation, molecular function: peptide receptor activity; ATP binding; guanylate cyclase activity. NCBI's taxonomy places the organism in Eukaryota, Metazoa, Arthropoda, Insecta, Diptera, Drosophilidae. The record is from RefSeq and is a predicted model, not a curated record. The transcript has 9 exons. Gene Ontology annotation, biological process: cGMP biosynthetic process; receptor guanylyl cyclase signaling pathway; intracellular signal transduction. The coding region runs from base 480 to 4898 and encodes 1472 amino acids.